AUGUCGGUGGAGGCGUCAGGAAUGGAAACUGGCACUUGGGUGGGGGUCCCGGUGGCUGGGUCUGAGUGUUUGCUGUUCCUGCUCCUUGAGGAGCACAGCCCUGGUGCCCAAGAGUUCCUGUGGAGUGGGGGAAUCAUGGCACAAGUUGCAGUUUCCACCCUGCCCAUUGAAGAUGAGGAGUCUGCUGAAGAUGAGGAGUCUGCUGAGGAUGAGGAGUGUGUUGAAGAGGAGUCUGUGGAGAGCAGGAUGUUGGUGACAUCCCUCAUGUCAGCUCUCAAGUCCACGGGAUCAUGGCACAAGUUGCAGUUUCCACCCUGCCCAGUGAAGAUGAGGAGUCUGUUGAAGAUGACGAGUCCUUGGAGAGCGGGAUGGUGGCGACAUUCCUCAUGUCAGCUCUCAAGUCCAUGGGAGCUUAUAGCUUCAUUGCACCAGUGUGGCAUUUGGGCCCCGGCUGGCAGCGACGACUGCCUUUCUGUUGGGUGUCUGAGUGCUAUGAAGAUGCACACGGGUCCACAUGCAUUCCGUUUUGAGAAUCCAAUUCGAGUGAAGAAAUAUCCGUAUUUGUGGCUCUAUUACAAUGGUGAAAUCUACAACCAUAAGAAGCCAAAAUGUGAGUAUGACAGACAAAGAGGAAGACAUCAAGGACUCUUCAUCCUCCCAGUUUGCCAGUGA
Molecule: messenger RNA, 672 nt
Organism: Piliocolobus tephrosceles (Ugandan red Colobus)
Lineage: Eukaryota; Metazoa; Chordata; Mammalia; Primates; Cercopithecidae
Exons: 6
Coding region: 1-672 (223 amino acids)
Source: RefSeq, a predicted model, not a curated record